Trematomus bernacchii (emerald rockcod) is the source of this 1336-nucleotide messenger RNA. RefSeq lists its product as uncharacterized. Bases 494 to 1108 code for a protein of 204 amino acids. The transcript has 9 exons. NCBI's taxonomy places the organism in Eukaryota, Metazoa, Chordata, Actinopteri, Perciformes, Nototheniidae. The record is from RefSeq and is a predicted model, not a curated record.
UUCGGGGUAAAGUGUUGUGGUUUUGGUGUUACAUUUAACAUGAUUAACACCGCCUGUUGUUAAAACACUAUAUAGUACAGGGUUGGAUCAUGGUGUUAAACAUAUUUAACGACGGAUAGUGUGUUCUCUCAAUCCGGGUACUUUUACGUGAUGUGCGUGAAAUUAUUUAGAUCUCCGCCAUCUUUUUGAUGCAACCAUCAGUCUUGAGAGACCGCAGUCCGUGACGCAUGUUCUCCGUCAAGUCUCCGUCUAACGGAAGCAGUCCGUCUUGCAGCAAGUGUGAUCGCUUGGCCUCGCCCUCGACAGACUGCAGUCAGUGAGUGACGCACUAUCUCAGUGUCACCUAAGCAGCCAUCAGUCCCCGCAGGUUUCGACCGUGUGGUCUCAACAGACCGCGUGACUCACGUGUUCUUCUGCUCCGUGCGGAAGCAGCCAUCUUGUGUGGCCUCGACAACGACUGCAUGCAGGCUCUUGCUCUUCUCUUCAGCUGAAGAUGAUAGUCAAAGUGCAAUACCGAAACCAAAAGAAGUACAUCAAAAUUCCAGAAGCUUGUUUUGGCAUCUUCAUCACUGAAGUAAAAGAGAGGUUUUCCAUCCCUGUGGACAACAUCUUAUCAGUGGAGGAUGACACUGGCACAGAAGUGGACGACUACGCAUUUCCAGAUCUACUGACUACCAGUGGAAUAUGCUUUGUCAUCAAAGAUGAACUGAAUGACAGUGGUGAGCCAUCCUCAUCCUCCGCUUCAGGCACAGAUACUCUUUCAGUCACUUCGAAAAGCAGCAGUGAGAACGAUUUCUACAGUGGCACUCUGAAACGCUUCAGAAAAGAGGAGGAGGCUUUGCAGGGUCCACAAGCCAAAAAUCUGAUAAAACAGGUUCUGCUGACCAAACCAGGAGGAAGUGAUGUGCUGAAGGAGUAUGAGGAAAAAGGAACAAUUAGUCCUGCCACAAGAAAAGUGAUGGUGAACAUUCUAGUUGCAGACAUGGUGCAGAGUGAGGGGAGAAUCCCUCAGCGACUGACCAAAGAGAAGUAUGCACUGGGGAUUGUUACCCUGUUUCCCUCGCUCCAAGAUCCACAUGGGAAGACAGGAUAUGUGAGUUAUUCUUGAUUAUGAUCAAAGUAGACUGUUUUAGAUGGCUUACAUGGUUCCUUGAAUGCUGUGGGAUUUAUACUGUAGGGUAGUUUAAUUCAUUUGGGCGGCUGUGGCUCAGGAGGUAGAGCGGAUAGUCCAAUGACUGCGAGGUUGGUGGUUCAAAUCCCGGCUCCUCCUGUCCACAUGUCAAAGUGUCCUUAGGCAAGUGUAAGACACAGAACCCCGAUUUGCUCCCAAUGAGCA